CUCUCCGGGAGCUGGUGGGCAGAGCCAUUCCCCGGGGCCGAGCGGAUGGAGGAGAAGCAGCCCUGCCCUUCGCCGCUGCUGCCUCCCCGGCUCCUGCUGCUGCCGGAACGUGGCCUCCUUCUCCAGCGGCCCUGCGAGUGGCAACCAUGAAAUUCCGGGCCGGGGCAGUUGGCAGCGACGGGGUCCGGCUCGCCAUGGAGAGUGCGCUGACGGCCCGGGACCGGGUGGGCGUCCAGGAUUUUGUCCUGCUGGAGAACUUCACCAGCGAAGCCGCCUUCAUUGAGAACCUGCGGAAGCGCUUCAAGGAGAACCUGAUCUACACGUACAUCGGCUCCGUCCUGGUCUCCGUCAAUCCAUACAAGGACCUGGAGAUCUACAGCAAGCAACACAUGGGCCGCUAUCGGGGCGUUAGCUUUUAUGAAGUCUCUCCACACCUCUACGCCAUUGCCGACAACGCCUACCGCUCUCUGCGCACGGAGAGGAAGGACCAGUGCAUCCUGAUCUCCGGCGAGAGCGGAGCAGGCAAGACAGAGGCCACCAAGAAGAUUCUCCAGUACUACGCGUUCACCUGCCCCGCCAGCGACCAGGUGGAAACGGUGAAGGACAGGCUCCUGCAGUCCAACCCAGUCCUUGAGGCUUUCGGGAAUGCCAAGACCCUGCGCAAUGACAAUUCAAGCCGGUUUGGGAAAUAUAUGGACGUCCAGUUCGAUUACAAGGGGGCUCCCAUCGGGGGCCACAUCCUGAACUACCUCCUGGAGAAGUCGCGGGUCGUGCACCAGAAUCACGGCGAGAGAAACUUCCACAUCUUCUACCAGCUGCUGGAGGGAGGGGAGGAGGAGCUGCUCCGGCGGCUGGGCCUGGAGAAGAAUCCCCUCCAGUACCACUUCCUGGUGAAGGGUCAGUGUGCCAAGGUCAGCUCCAUCAACGAUAAGAGUGAAUGGAAGGUCGUGCGCAAGGCCCUCUCCGUCACGAAUUUCAGCGAUAACGAAGUGGAGGACCUGCUGAGCAUUGUGGCCAGUGUCUUGCACCUGGGGAAUGUGCAGUUUGCUGCUGACGAGGAAGGCAACGCUCAAGUGACCUCCGAAAACCAGAUCAAAUACUUGGCCAGGCUGCUGGGCGUGGAAGGUUCUCUGCUGAGGGAAGCCCUGACCCACAAGAAGAUCAUUGCGAAGGGGGAAGAGCUGAUCAGCCCCCUCAACCUGGAGCAAGCCGCCUAUGCACGGGACGCUCUCGCCAAGGCUGUGUACGGGCGCACCUUCUCCUGGCUCGUGAACAAGAUCAACAAGUCCCUGGAAUACAAGGAAACGGAACCCUUAGGUUGGAGAAAGAGCUCCACCGUCCUUGGCCUGCUGGACAUCUACGGAUUUGAAGUUUUCCAGCACAACAGCUUUGAGCAGUUCUGCAUCAAUUACUGCAACGAGAAGUUGCAGCAGCUCUUCAUUGAACUCACCCUGAAGUCCGAGCAAGAGGAGUACGAGGCGGAAGGCAUCGCGUGGGAGCCUGUCCAGUAUUUUAAUAACAAAAUCAUCUGUGACCUGGUGGAGGAGAAAUUCAAGGGCAUCAUCUCCAUCUUGGACGAGGAGUGCCUGAGACCCGGGGAUGCCACCGACAUGACCUUCUUGGAGAAGCUGGAGGGGACCAUCAAGAAACACCCUCACUUCCUGACGCACAAACUGGCAGACGCGAAGACCCGCAAAUCUUUGGGCCGGGAAGAAUUCCGCCUCUCGCACUAUGCCGGAGAAGUCACCUACAGUGUGGCAGGGUUUCUGGAUAAGAACAAUGACCUUCUCUUCCGGAACCUCAAAGAGACCAUGAGCAACUCGGAGAACCCCAUCGUCAACCAGUGCUUCGACAGGACGGAGCUGACGGACAAGAAGAGGCCAGAGACGGCAGUGGCUCAGUUUAAGAACAGCCUCGCGAAGCUGAUGGAGAUCUUGAUGUCCAAGGAGCCGUCUUACAUUCGCUGCAUCAAGCCCAACGACGCGAAGCAAGCGGGCCGCUUUGACGAAGUUUUGAUCCGCCACCAAGUGAAGUACUUGGGCUUGAUGGAGAACCUGCGGGUACGCCGGGCUGGGUUUGCCUAUCGGCGGAAGUACGAGGUCUUCCUCCAAAGGUACAAAUCUCUGUGUCCCGACACGUGGCCUUCCUGGGACGGCAGGCCCCACGAGGGAGUGGCCGUGCUCUUGAAACACCUCGGCUACAAGCAGGAAGAAUUCAAAAUGGGCAGGACCAAGAUAUUUAUUCGUUUUCCCAAGACGCUCUUUGCAACGGAGGAUGCCCUGGAGAUCCGGAAGCAGAGCCUGGCCACAGACAUCCAGGCGGCCUGGAGAGGGUUUUAUCGGCGAAAGAAAUACCAGCAGAUGAAGCAUUCAGCCAUCACUAUCCAGUCUUGGUGGCGUGGAACCCUGGGACGACGCAAGGCCGCCAAGAGGAAAUGGGCAGCGGACACCAUCCGGCGGUUCAUCAAGGGCUUCAUUUUCCGGAACUACGCCCGCUGCCCGGAGAAUGAAUACUUCCUCGACUACAUCCGCUUCUCCUUCCUGAUGACUCUGAAACGCAAUCUGCCAAAGAACGUCCUGGACAAGUCCUGGCCGGUGCCCCCGCCAUCGCUGCGAGAGGCCUCACAGCUGCUGAGAGAUCUCUGCAUGCAGAACAUGGUCUGGAGCUACUGCAAAAGGAUCAGCCCGGAGUGGAAGCAGCAGCUGGAGCAGAAAGUGGUGGCCAGCGAGAUCUUUAAGGACAAGAAAGACAACUACCCCCAGAGUGUCCCCCGGCUGUUCCUUAACACCCGCCUGGGUGGCUCCCCGCUUGAAUUCCCGAUGACAAAGCAGCUUCUUCCGCUGUCCGACUCGCUCCUGCAGUCUUGGCUGGACGUUUCCCCUGGCAGCCUCUUCGGGGGGUUGGGGCUGCUUGGCCGCAAUCCCCUCUCGCUACCAAAGACCUGGGUGCAUCCAAAGAGCCCUCUUCUAAUCUCCACCCUGCCCAGCAGAAGCCGCCUUCCUUUUCUCCUGGUGUGUGGGGCUGCUGGGGGGCCAUUCGCGGCCGGGCCCGGAAGAGUGAGAGGAGGGGCGUGUGGCGUGAUGGCAGGCAAGCGUUUCGACUCCCCAACCAAUAUUUUGCGAUAGCAGGGUCUCUCGAAGGGGUCUGUGUGGUUUUUUUAAAUGCCUUGUAUGAAGAUGUAAGAAGCCAUGCUGUAUAAAUGGAUGACAGUCUGUAAAUAGGGCCGUGGCGCAGUGCAGGACGCGACAGCAUUUGCACUACAGAAACUAUUUUCCCACUUCUGACUUGGAGGGGAUCUUCUCAAAGGAGUCUUCCUCGAAGGCCAGCGGAGUUUCUGUAUCAUGCAUGGCCCCCCGAGGCUUGCACUGCUGCCACUGGCCUCCCCCCAGCCAGGGCUGCUUCUCAAGAGCCAAGAGGGAGCUGGAGAGGACCCCUCUCCGGCUCUGCCUCCGCCCUCGCCCUCUGCAGGCUAGGACCGUGCCAUCCGCCUUCGCACCCACGACGGGGAGGACCCCCAAAGCGGGUGAGAUGCUUCUGCAACCCAUUUCCCCCUCCAGAGAGCCAGUAGAGUCCCUUUCCUGCUUGGGGAGAAAUGCUGCGUCUGGCCUGGAAUGCAGUCUCUGCUCUAGUGUAUAUAAGAUGUAAUGCUCUGUGCACUGUGCUAUAUAAAAUCAAUCAAUCAAUGCCAAAUAAAUUUUUACUAAGA
Hemicordylus capensis (graceful crag lizard) is the source of this 3706-nucleotide messenger RNA. It is a transcript of the gene MYO1C, whose product is annotated as myosin IC. The transcript has 27 exons. NCBI's taxonomy places the organism in Eukaryota, Metazoa, Chordata, Lepidosauria, Squamata, Cordylidae. The coding region runs from base 147 to 3125 and encodes 992 amino acids. Gene Ontology annotation, biological process: actin filament organization; vesicle transport along actin filament. The record is from RefSeq and is a predicted model, not a curated record. Gene Ontology annotation, molecular function: ATP binding; actin filament binding; microfilament motor activity. Gene Ontology annotation, cellular component: microvillus; actin cytoskeleton; cytoplasm.